Messenger RNA from Entamoeba dispar SAW760, 1017 nucleotides. RefSeq lists its product as uncharacterized. Gene Ontology annotation, molecular function: protein binding. The coding region runs from base 1 to 1017 and encodes 338 amino acids. The transcript has 2 exons. Lineage: Eukaryota; Evosea; Mastigamoebida; Endamoebidae. The record is from RefSeq and is a predicted model, not a curated record.
AUGAAUAACGUAUGGUUUAAUGCAUCAUUAACCAGUGCAAUUCAGAUGGUGACAACCAACAAUAAGUUACUUCUUCUACUUGUUGUCAGUAAACCAACAGACGAUGACUUUGUUAAUAACUUUACAUGUCAAAUGAGAGAAUAUCUGAGUGUAUGUGUAUCAAUAGUUAUGGAGAAGAAUAGUGAGGAGUUAGCACUCUUCAAGUUGUUAUACAACCACCCCAUCACAACACCAUCAUUGUUUAUCAUGAACAAAGGAGGAUUACAGCAUGUUUUGAAAGAAGAUGAAGUUUACAAAGAAAAUGUUAAGAGAAUCAUUGAGAUGUACAUUUCAGAAAUACUUCAACACAACCAAAAGAUUCAAACAACAAUCAAGAGGAUGGUAUGUGGAGAAACAACAGAAAGAGGAUUUGAUGAGAAUAUACAAGAGAAGAUAGAAGAAGAGAAAAAAAAGAUAGAAGAAGAGAAAAAAAAGAUAGAAGAAGAGGAAGAAAGACAAAAGAAAAUAGUAAGAAUCAGAAAGAUACAAGUGGAUGAAGAAAAGAAAAAACGCAAAGAACAAUUAGAAAGAGAACAAAAUAAAGAAAAAGAAGAAGAAAAACGAAUAAAAGUUGAGAAAAGAAGAGAAAGAGAGAUUGCAAUUAAAAUGACUGAAGAAUUAAAAAAAAUAAAAGCACGUGAAAAUCAACAAUCUCGUGCUUUUGCUCAAUACAAGAAUGAUGAACACAAACUUUCAUUAAAACUAAAAGACGAUGUAUUAAAGAAAAGAAGAAUCCAAAUCGGCGUUCGAUUACCAAAUGGUGAAAUUAAAAAAGCAGUGUUUGUCAAAGAUGAUCAACUCUUUACUGUUUAUAACUUUGUUCAAGGAUUUGGCUUUGAUGGAUUUGUUUUUGUAGAUGGUCGUUCUCACAAAGAAAUAAAUAACUUAGAAGCUACUCUUGAAGAACUUCAUUUUUGGCCUUCUUUCUAUUUGCAUGCUGUCUUAUUUAAUAAGACUGACCCUUCUUACUAUCAAUAA